Molecule: messenger RNA, 1603 nt
Organism: Cucurbita moschata (crookneck pumpkin)
Lineage: Eukaryota; Viridiplantae; Streptophyta; Magnoliopsida; Cucurbitales; Cucurbitaceae
Product: putative serine/threonine-protein kinase
Exons: 7
Coding region: 377-1489 (370 amino acids)
Biological process (GO): protein phosphorylation
Molecular function (GO): ATP binding; protein kinase activity
Source: RefSeq, a predicted model, not a curated record
UGAGUGGUUUUGGCGAACCGAGCAGGUGCAGGUGAGAACACGCAAAGAUAAACAAGGCGACAUCGCGACGGAUUCUUACUUACUGACCGAAUGGGGUUGGUCGAGCUUCGAACCAACCAGCGCCACACCGCCCGCCACCCUUUGUCAAACCAAAAGCGGAAUUCUUUUUAUAAACAACAAACCAAUUACUUGACUGUUUCUUCUUCCGUGAAAUCGGGACAAUUGGCUGCAACCGGUGAUCCCUCUAAUUUCUGCGCGGUCUAUUUCUUUGUGAAAGCAGCAGCAGCAGCAGCAGUUCGGUGAAUUGGUGACAGAACUGGCUUUGAGCCUUUGAUGGAGUUUUGAUUUUCGUUCUUCAGGAGCAAUACGGCCAAGUAUGAGUUGCAGCUGCUUCGGCUCCUCUAAUUCGGAGAAGAAGCGGAUCUCUACUCGUGCUGAUAAGGAUUUGGACACUGACUUGCCUGAGAAUGUUAAACAAUUCUCCUUCAAUGAAUUAAGAUCUGCUACAGAGGAUUUCCAUUCAAAUAAUAGAAUUGGACGCGGAGGCUUUGGAGUUGUUUAUAAGGGCGUGUUACGGAGAGGAGUACAAGUUGCAGUAAAGAAACUUUCUAUAGAGUCUAAGCAAGGGGCUCGGGAAUUUUUGACAGAGAUCAAAACCAUUUCAAAUGUCAGGCAUCCAAACCUUGUUGAGUUGAUUGGAUGCUGUGCUCAAAAUGCUAACCGGAUCUUGGUCUAUGAAUAUCUGGAAAAUAAUAGUCUCGACCAUGUUUUGUUAGAGUAUAAGAACACGAGUGUUGAACUGGAUUGGGGCAAGAGGUCCUCAAUUUGCAUUGGUACUGCUAGGGGCCUUCAAUUUCUUCACGAGGAAGUCGUUCCACAUAUUGUGCAUAGAGACAUCAAGGCUAGUAAUAUACUCCUUGAUAAGGACUUCAAUCCGAAAAUUGGUGACUUUGGAUUAGCUAAACUUUUCCCGGAUGAUAUUACACACAUUAGCACAAGAAUCGCAGGAACAACUGGUUAUUUGGCCCCAGAGUAUGCACUGGGAGGUCAGCUAACUCCAAAGGCGGAUGUGUACAGCUUUGGAAUCCUCAUCCUCGAAACAGUUAGCGGUAGACGUAGCAGUACAGUUUUCGGGGGAGGAAUACCAAUACUCUUGCUGGAACAGGUGUGGGAGUUAUAUAAGCAAGGAAAACUUUUAGAAAUAGUGGAUUCUAGACUAGGAGAUUAUCCUCAGGAAGAAGUGCUUAGGUACAUGAAAGUGGCUCUUUUCUGCACACAAGGGGCUGCAAGUCGACGGCCAGUGAUGAGUCAAGUCGUCGACAUGCUUACAAAGAAGAUCAAGCUUAACGAGAAACUACUUACCGCACCGGGGUUCUACGGAGGCUCGAGUGACGUUCCUGGUAGUAGCAAGAAGACGAUCUCCAGCACUUCCACCAGCAAUACGGCAUGCUCUGCAGUCGUCUCUAUAACUCAAAUCACCCCUAGAUGAAGAGGCUUAAGCCACAACUUCUGCAAAUUAUUACAAGUUAGCUUGAGUUCAUGGAUAGAUAUUAGUUUAGCUUGAUCCUGUUGAAGCAUCUCAUUGUUCAAAUUAUUGGGUAAA